This is a messenger RNA of Osmerus eperlanus (European smelt), 3049 nucleotides long. RefSeq names its product solute carrier family 7 member 14a (gene slc7a14a). The record is from RefSeq and is a predicted model, not a curated record. Gene Ontology annotation, cellular component: plasma membrane. NCBI's taxonomy places the organism in Eukaryota, Metazoa, Chordata, Actinopteri, Osmeriformes, Osmeridae. Gene Ontology annotation, molecular function: amino acid transmembrane transporter activity. Bases 403 to 2703 code for a protein of 766 amino acids. The transcript is spliced from 10 exons. Gene Ontology annotation, biological process: amino acid transport; transmembrane transport.
CAUCCCUACCCCCGCCCCCACCACCGACUCCUGGUGAUGCGCGUGCAGGCUGGAGAUGCUGCUGCUGCUGACUGCAGCAUCCGACAUGGAGCUGGAGCGUUAGCGGAGCACGGGCAUCUUUUAAUCCACUAGGGUCACAGCAGAGCACAUCCCUCAGUGUCCCAGAGAACUGCUAGGAUGAACCUCCACUAACCAGAGAGAAGAGACAAAAAAGAGAGAGAACUUAUCGGACCUCCAGGUCUCACCCCAUCCUCCAACGAAGGAACCUCACAGAUUCCCAGUCCUCCACGACCCUCUCCUCCUCCUGAAAGAGAGAGAGAGAGAGAGAGAGAGAGAGAGAGAGAAAACUUCAGAAGCUUCUGUCACCCUCCUCACCCCCCGCCCCCCACCCCUGUCCUCAGUAUGACCUCAGGCCUGGUGGGUAAGCUGGACCCUCGGAGGGUCCAAUGGGGCGCCGCCUGGCACACCUUCACCUCCAGGGUGCUGAGGACCAAGCCGGUGGAGUCCAUGUUGGAUUCGGGCUCGUCGGCCACCGGCGCCCAUGGGACCAGGCUGGCCCGGGUCCUGUCCACGGUGGACCUGGUGUCGCUAGGCGUGGGCAGCUGUGUCGGCACGGGCAUGUACGUGGUCUCCGGGCUGGUUGCCAAGGAGAUGGCGGGGCCAGGGGUCAUAGUGUCCUUCAUUAUCGCCGCGGUGGCCUCGAUACUUUCGGGAGUGUGUUAUGCAGAGUUUGGAGUGCGUGUGCCUAAGACCACAGGCUCCGCCUACACCUACAGCUACGUGACGGUGGGCGAGUGUGUGGCCUUUUUCAUUGGCUGGAACCUGAUCCUGGAGUAUCUGAUUGGUACGGCCGCGGGGGCGUCGGCCCUCAGCAGCAUGGCUGACUCGCUGGCCAAUCACAGCAUCAGCAACUUCAUGACGACGCACAUUGGGACACUCAAUGGCCUAGGUAAGGGAGAGCAGUCUUAUCCAGAUCUGCUGGCUUUGGUGAUAGCCAUCCUGGUGACUGUGAUUGUGGCUCUGGGGGUGAAGAACUCUGUUGGCUUCAACAACAUUCUCAACGUCAUCAACCUCAUGGUCUGGGUGUUCAUCAUGAUCGCCGGAAUGUUCUUUGUCGACGGAGCCAACUGGGACGAUGGACGCUUCCUCCCUUUUGGGUGGUCAGGGGUGAUGCAGGGAGCGGCCACCUGCUUCUACGCCUUCAUCGGCUUCGACAUCAUCGCCACGACGGGGGAGGAGGCCAAGAGCCCCAACACCUCCAUCCCCUACGCCAUCACUGCCUCGCUCGUCACCUGCCUCACCGCCUACGUCUCUGUGUCGGUGGUCCUGACUCUGAUGGUGCCCUACAGUGAGAUCGACGCCGACGCUCCUCUGAUGGAGGUGUUUGCCAUGCACGGCUGCCUGUUUGCCAAGUACAUCGUGGCCGUGGGCUCCAUCGCCGGGCUGACUGUGUCCCUGCUGGGCUCGCUGUUCCCCAUGCCCAGGGUCAUCUACGCCAUGGCCGGGGACGGCCUGCUCUUCAAGUUCCUGGCCAACGUGUCUCCCUAUACAGAGACACCAGCAGUGGCGUGUGUGGUGUCGGGGUGUCUGGCUGCCCUGCUGUCUCUGCUGGUCAGCCUGAGAGACCUGAUAGAGAUGAUGUCCAUCGGCACCCUGCUGGCCUACACUCUGGUUAGUCUGUGUGUGCUGCUGCUACGCUACCAGCCCGAGAGUGACAUCCAUGGCUUCGUCAACUUCCUGUCCGAGGAACAGAACAACAGGAAGAAGGAAGGUGUGCUGGCCGAGUGUGAGAAGGACGCCUGCUCACCAAUCAGCGAGGCCGAUGAGUACGGAGGCGUGGCCACCAACACCUGUGGAGCCAAAAACCUCCCGUCGCUAGGCGACAAUGAGAUGCUGAUCGGCAAACCCGAUAAGACCACGUACACGGCCAGCCACCCAAAUUAUGGCACGGUCGAUAUGAUGACGGGCAUCGAAUCCGAGGAGUCGGAAACCGGGUUCUCGCGGCGGUUGAAGAAGCUCAUUGGUCCACAUUACUACACUCUGAGGAUCCGAUUGGGUCUCCCGGCAAAGAUGGACCGGCCCACCGUGGUCACAGGGAAGACGGUGACUGUGUGCGUGCUUCUGCUCUUCAUCAUCUUCUUCGUCUUCUGCUCCUUCAUCAUCUUCGGGGCAGGCUACAUAGGUGAGGGGCGCUGGUGGGCGGUUCUCUUGCUAGUUUUCCUCAUCAUCUUCAUCACCCUGCUGGUCGUCAUCAUCCUCCAGCAGCCGGAGAACCCGAAGCGUCUACCGUACAUGGCCCCCUGCGUUCCUUUUGUCCCCGCCUCCGCCAUGCUCGUCAACAUCUACCUCAUGCUCAAGCUGUCCGCCAUCACCUGGAUUCGUUUCGCCAUCUGGUGCCUUGUGGGUGUGCUUAUCUACUUUGGCUAUGGCAUGUGGAACAGUACUCUGGAGAUCUCAGCCAGGCAACAGGAGGUCCACGCCUCCACCUACCAGCGAUACGACCAGGGCGUGGACGAGGGAUUCACCGGCUUCGACGACGACUUCUACCCCCCUAGCAACGACGCCUGGGGGGCCCCCGAGGGGGGAUCUGGGCUGACUCCACCCCCGACCAACAAGGCCGGAGAGGAUGGGACGGCACAGAAGGGCGGGGCUAAGAGCAUAGCCAAUGAUGCCAUGGCGGAGGAGGAUCCGAUGGAUUUCUGAAGAGACUGACUUGAUGUUGCCCAUAAUGUACUGCCUGUUUGCUGCCUGGGGAUGGUGUAUGUGUGUGUGUGUGUGUGUGUGUGUGUGAUUUCACCCUUGGACUGGAUUAUCACAUUUUGUUUGAUUGGUGAAUGUUUGGUUGUUCAGCAAUGCCUGUUGUUGUCCACCCUGUCACAAUGUUCCUCACGCUGUUGUCUGCAGAUCAAGGUUAGCAUCGGUCCCAUUCUCAGAGAGAGAGAAAGAGAGAGGAAGGAAGAAAGAUAGAAAGUGUGUUUAGUUUACUGGCCAUUUACUGGAUCCUCUGAAACUCAAAUGUCUUUGACAGAGUGUCAGCACAGUGUCUGUU